Messenger RNA from Sparassis crispa, 975 nucleotides. RefSeq lists its product as hypothetical. The record is from RefSeq and is a predicted model, not a curated record. The transcript is spliced from 2 exons. NCBI's taxonomy places the organism in Eukaryota, Fungi, Basidiomycota, Agaricomycetes, Polyporales, Sparassidaceae. Bases 1 to 975 code for a protein of 324 amino acids.
AUGCCAUCGACAUCUAUUAGCGACUUCUCCCCCAGCAAUGACAUGAUCUGGUACUCCGAUGGCAGCGUUAUUCUCGUCGUGGAGAAAACUGCGUUCCGCGUGCAUGCGUCAAUUCUCGCUGCGCAGUGCGAAGUAUUCAAAGGUAUGCUCGGGAUACCGCAGCCUGCACCGGACGCGGAAACCGGCGGCGCAGAGGUGUACGAGGGGUGCCCCGUUGUCAGGAUGCAGGACUCUGCAGUCGAUUUAACACAUUUCCUGAAGUCCAUCUAUGACUUCCAAUAUUUUCAGUCAGGCGUGAAGUCCAAAUUUCCCAUCGUUGCGGCGGUUCUUCGUCUCAGUACUAAAUAUCAUGCCCCCGCUCUGCGCCAUCGUGCGAUCAGCUUUCUGUCUACAGCCUAUCCCUCGACGCUCGCUGCUUGGGACAAGCGGUCCAUACAGCGACUUAUUCCUCCCUUCGAAGACGAAUUCUGCGCCUACGUCGCGCUUGCCACCGAGACAGACGUCAGAGCCAUUUUACCUGGGCUGUACUACGCAGCGGCCAGGAAACCUCUGGGACAGAUCAUUCCCUUACUGCGCACUCUUGCCAUUGCACCAGCGGUGCAGUGGGACGUGUGUUCCGACUUCGUGCUAGGGCGCGAGCGCCUCUUCCAGGUGGAAAUUAAACACAUACUCACGUUCCUCAAUGUUGAGUUCAAACACCCUGGAUGCCAGGCACUUUCCUCUUGCACAACCAUCCUGAACAGCACUGCGAGGCUCGCAUUAAGAAAGGCGACUGAGGCAGAGGCAUACCACCAGUGGUGCAGCGCGAACGCGAGUGAGGUGGGCCGCUCGCUCGCGUUGUGCCAGCCAUGCUCCACGACAGUCGAGAACUCUAUCAAGGAUGCGAGGAAUGUCGUGUGGGAGCAGCUUCCGGGAUUAUUUGGGCUCCCGGACUGGGAGACGUUGAAGGCUAGGGAUGAACUAGACGUCGAGUGA